CGGGUCUCUGCCGUGAAUGAAGAGAAUGGUCUGAGCAAUGUUUUACAAUCAUCAGUCAAUAAUAAUACUACAAACAAUAAUACUAAUGUACAAUCUCAAGUAGUAGUUGGAUCAGGAAGUGGGACAAUGCCUGUAACCACUACAUCAUCACCAUCAAAUAAUAUACCAGCCGAUCCACAAGAAAUUAAAAAGAAUAAUCGAUUGACAGUGAUACAAAGUAAUAAUCAGAGUUUCUAUAGCAAUAUGAGUAGUGCAACAACAACAGAAAUUAAUUCGGAUAGCAAGUUGAAUCAAUUGUCGACUUUGUCAACAGAGGAAGGAAGUAGUGGAAUUUCAAGGAGAACAACACCAUCAUCACAAACUUUUGGAGAGGGAGGAAUUGAAGGAUUGUCAAAUUUAGGGAGAAGAGGAAGAAGAGGAUCUUUAGAACAUGAAGUUAAACAUCCAGUGGCUCUUUCUAAAACUCUAGAUCAAAAAGUACCACUGAUGGAAUUUAUCGUUCAAAAGAGAGUUGAAAAUUUGGAAUAUAUCAGGAAAUUCCAUGAAGGCCAAGUGUUUUGGAUGAAUACUGUCAAGGUCUCUCCUUCAGAAAUUGAAAAGGCCUAUCAAUCACAAACAUUACAAAAGAGAUUGGAACAAUGGUUUACUUUAGGCAUGUCAAUGGCUCCACUUAUACAAAUUGAUAAUGGAUAUGAAUUUGUUAGAGCAUGUUCACAAUUAUUAGAAGAGUUUGAAUACCACUUUUCUAAUAUGGCUGUUCAAGGAAUGAAAAUUCUCAAAGCAUUUACCAAUAAUUUUGUCGAUGAUGACACUCCACCUGUAAUUACCUCCCAAAAGACAAUCAAACCGUCCAUUCACAAAUCUAAUGGUUCAGUUGUUUACGAAUUUUUGCAAACACCAAAUAUUCCCUGUACACUUGAUUAUUGUCAAAUAAUUUUCUCUCUUUGUGACCUUCUGAUAUUUGUAUAUAGAAAGUUUCUCGAUGAAGCUAAUAUUGGGUCAUCUCUACAUGAAUACAUUGUGAAAUUAGAUGGAAAAAUUAAGAAUAAUUUUAUUGGAUUGAUUUCAAGAGAUAUUAGUGCUCUAGCUAUACAGAUUGUAAAAACCAAGUUAUCAAAUGUACAAAAUAUGUUUUCAUUGACACCUCAAGUAAACAAUCAACCUAUUACUAAACGUAAAGGUGAUGCUGAUGAUUCCCAAAAACAGAAGGAUGUCGAUGAAUGGUUUGUAAUAUAAUUGUGGCCACUCGUUAGUAAAAUUAAUGUUGUUUC
Messenger RNA from Naegleria gruberi, 1271 nucleotides. RefSeq lists its product as uncharacterized. Lineage: Eukaryota; Heterolobosea; Eutetramitea; Acrasida; Naegleriidae. The record is from RefSeq and is a predicted model, not a curated record. The transcript has 3 exons. Bases 127 to 1236 code for a protein of 369 amino acids.